CGUGAGUUUCCGUAGUUUGUGGACAAAACUGGAAAAAGUUUACUUCUGACCGUUCCCUUUGAUGUCAGUGAGCAUUCAGCGUUCAUUCAAGAUGUUCACAUUUAGGAAUGCAUUGCGCAAAUCGUCAAAACUGGUAGCAACCAUUCACUCCAAUACUGCGUUCGGGGUGACAGCAUUUCCUUCGUUGCUCUUCCAGCAGCAACAGGCCUGUAUCUCCACUGGGCCGCAGCAGCAACACGGCACCUUUUACGAGUUUCGCACCUACUGCAUCCGUCCGGAGAAGAACGCGGCCUUCCUAAAGCUGACCAAUGAGAAGAUCAACCUGCGCACAGCCCAUUCAGAGCUGCUUGGGUACUGGACGGUGGAGUACGGAGGCCUGAAUCAGGUCUUCCACAUCUGGAAGUAUGACAGCUAUUCUCAACGGGCAGGAGUGCGGGCAGCCCUGUCUCAGGACCCCACCUGGAUUGAGGACUACAUCUCCAAGGCAAUGCCCAUGCUGACGUCGCAGGAUAAUGAGGUCACUUACCUGGUCCCCUGGAGCCAGGUUCAGAUGCCUCCCAAGGAAGGAGGAGUGUACGAGCUGACGUCGUUCCAGAUGCACCCUGGGGGUCCGGCGGUGUGGGGCCACGCCUUGCAGGCAGCCGUCAGCGUCCACGCCAACCCCGGCUACGCUCACCUCGUGGGGGUCUUCAACAGCGAGUUUGGGCCGCUCAACACGGUCCAUGUCCUGUGGUGGUUUGAGAGCGCAGACGAGCGAGCGGCGAUACGACACAAGGCCCACAAUGACGCCAGGGUGGUGGCCGCAGUGAGGGAGAGCGUCACCUACCUGGAGACUCAGAGAAACAAGCUGCUGUUCCCCUGCUCCUUCUCCCCCCUCAAGUGACCCCCCCAUGGAUCAGCCCAGUCAGGACUGUUCUCUCUCCACUGGCCUGGUUUUCAGCUGAAUGGCUUGUGAUUAUGGAUAUGUCUCAUGUCUGUUGUCAGUUUAAACUGGAACCUCAUCAAUGUAUGCAGCUGGAUUGUAAGGGACUCAUUUAACUGGAUUUAAUAUGAUGUCACCAUAAGUUGCCAGUAGAUUUAUCACAUUAAAUACUUUUUGGACUCAAUGGCAAGUGAUUUUUGUGACACUUUCGACCAAAUCAAGUAUUGUGCAAAAUCAUGUUAGUCCUGUUCAAUGUGUUUGAUACAUAGGUGCUUAUUACAUCAAGUGAAUGUGUCUUUAUAAUUGAUUACAUCCAGCUGUGAUUUUAACUAAUUUAUUUAAACACUGCAUUACUUACUCAGCAAGGUCCCUGUCACUGUUCAAAAAUGAAUAAUGUAUUAAAGAAUUUAAUUUAAAACGAUAUUCCGCAGUUUGAUU
Molecule: messenger RNA, 1360 nt
Organism: Osmerus eperlanus (European smelt)
Lineage: Eukaryota; Metazoa; Chordata; Actinopteri; Osmeriformes; Osmeridae
Gene: nipsnap3a
Product: nipsnap homolog 3A (C. elegans)
Exons: 6
Coding region: 62-883 (273 amino acids)
Cellular component (GO): mitochondrion
Source: RefSeq, a predicted model, not a curated record